Messenger RNA from Cloeon dipterum, 2969 nucleotides. Its product is annotated as nose resistant to fluoxetine protein 6-like. Lineage: Eukaryota; Metazoa; Arthropoda; Insecta; Ephemeroptera; Baetidae. Gene Ontology annotation, molecular function: acyltransferase activity, transferring groups other than amino-acyl groups. The coding region runs from base 891 to 2909 and encodes 672 amino acids. The transcript has 11 exons. The record is from RefSeq and is a predicted model, not a curated record.
CUCUUCCUGCAAUUAUUAAAGAAAGAUUGCACAGAACCCUUAUAGAAUUUGAAGCUUUUAAGUUUCUCCUGGCGCUGGUGUGAGUUCUGCAGAAAAGGUAAUUUUUCACGCUGGACCACCAUUUCCCGUUCGUUCAUCGUGCAUUGCACAUUAAAAGAUACUCCAUUUAUAUCAAAGUCAAUGGCGAGAGCUCUAUUUAUUUACUCUUUCCGUGAAUCCCAGAAAUCGACGAUCUUGCCCAUUGGAGGCCAACGAAUAUUGAUGACGACUCUACCUGAUUAGUUAUUGAAUUGAGAAUACUAUACAGAAUUGCCUUCCCUCCGCGUCUCUUUUCCAGCGAGCGGCGCGACCAGCACGAGGGCGGACAGCAAUUUCCCAUUUUUUGUUCAUCACUACUUUUUGUUUUGGAAAUGCAUUAAAAAUAUAUAGCACAAGAUGGUUACUAUUAAAUAUUAUAAAUAUAUAAGAUAAGAUUUCUUCAUUCAUCGAGUUUCAAAAGUUUGUUUUCUGGAAGAUGUCAACUAUUUUGUAUAAAUUGUUUUUCCUUGCCAAUUAGAUGGUUGCUAUUCCAAUACAAAGCGGCUUUUUGAGACAUCUCGCUUUAGCCCAAUCAACGCGUUUACAUUUUGUGCAAACUCAGCAUUUUUAUGGAAAAAUUUACAUUUUUGUCCGAACUUCGAGUUAUUGAUAUUUUGUUAGGGAGAAUAGUACAAUAUGAUCGAACUUUAAAGUUAAAACAAAUGCGAACCUAGCUCGUUAAUUUUUAUCGAUAAGAUAGAUCUAUCAAGAUAUGAUAAUUUUUUCUUUUGAUGAAUCAAAAUCACAAUAAAAAUUGGAACGUUUUUAUCAUUUAAGUUUUAACGCAACGCGUGACGAUCACCGAUCACGCGAUGAAGACUGCACUCUAUUUAAUACUUUUGGUCACUACUAGCACAUUAACCGUGAAAUGCGACUGCGAUGCCGAUGUACAAGAUUACAUUAACAGUCUCAGCGGCGAAACGUCACCGCAGAUGUGGUCUUUGGAGAUGUUUGACUCCUCGACCAAAUUUCCACUGCCGGACGCCACGCUCGAGCUUUCAACCGCAAUUCAAAUUGCUAAUUUUGACGAGUGUCUGGCUGUUUCUGGUCCUUUGGACACCACAGGUCAUCCCAGAUUCACCGGCCAGUAUUGUCAAUUCUCGCCAGGCUACGAUCUCGGCAAUUUUUUGCGGAAUAUUUCACAGCCAUCUAGCACUGUUCAAUCUGCGAUGAGCUCGAUGAUGCACUUGAUUACUCGAAACUCAAACAUUUUUAAUAAGGCACAAACUGUAGUGCUGCCUUUUUUCUGGGCGGUCUGCGCUCCAUCGUCGUGUGGCCCCGAAGGUGUCAAGCGGGUUGCCGAUUUUAACAUGCAGUUCUUUGCCAAUGGUCUCGGUCUGCAAGCAAACACAAGCGUGGUGCAGCAAUCGUGUUAUUACGAUAACGACGGGUCAAGAAACCUGGACGCUGCCUCGUGGUCCUUUGUGGUUUGUGUAGUUUUGUUAGUCCUUGUGAUUUUAUUUGGUACCGCACUUGACGUGCGAAAUUUUAAGAAAUUGCCAGGUUGGCUUGAAAACAUAUUCUUGGCGUUUUCUUUGAAAAGGAACUUUGAUGAGCUAGUACGGGUGCCAGAGAAACUAGCUCCUAGUCAGAUAGGUUGCGUUCAUGGCAUUAGAGCCCUCUCCAUGCUGUGGAUCGUCUUUUGCCAUUCUUAUUCUUCAACAACACUACCUCCUUUCUUCAAUGUCAACCUUUUUCUCUCAGAGGUAUCAAAAUCUUGGUACAUGGCACCUCUUUUAAACGGCUUCAUGGCUGUGGAUUCCUUCUUCUUUUUAAGCGGACUUCUAUCAGUUUACGUUCCCCUGAUGGAAUCCUCUAAAGGACGCAGUUUUAACGUUUUCAAGUACUACGCUUACAGAUAUCUCAGAAUAACGUUGCCUCUCGCAUUUGUCACGUGGUACCUGUCAUCAGUGCACGCCUACCUGGGAAAUGGACCUCUUUGGGCCAUCUACGUUGAAACUGGAAAACAGCUCUGCGUGCAAAACUGGCUGCCUACGCUAUUCUACAUCACCAACUAUUUCUACCAGCACUGCGUGACUCAAGCAUGGUACUUGUGCGUGGAUAUGCAGUUGGCGCUACUCUCCCCUCUCAUAAUAUUCCCUCUGAUCAAGUGGCCCAGGUACGGACUGGCCGCCCUCGCUCUGCUCACGGCCGCCUCCGUUGCUGGCCUCUUCGCAGUGACGUUCGUAGAGCAAUUGCCUUGGACGGCAAUUUUCUUUGACUCUACUGGGAAAUCUCAACGGUUCUACGACAUCGUGUACGAAAACACGCCGUUGCGGGCCACGCCGUACCUCUGUGGAAUGGGCCUGGGCUACGUGAUAGCUCAAAAGAUAAAAGUGCGGCUUCCAAAAUGGGCCGUUUUAGUUGGCUGGCUCGUAAGUUUAGCGCUGCUGACUGGGGUCGUCUUCAUCGUGCUCGUGCCUUACCGCGACGACUUCAUUUACAGACCUUUAGAGGCAGCCUUUUACGCCAGUCUGCACAGACUCGUGUGGAGCCUCGGUCUCUGCUGGAUCGUUUGGGCCUGUGUCAAUGGUUUUGGUGGCUUCAUCAACGAUAUACUGACUUGGAAGUACUUUCAAAUAAUGAGCAAGCUUAGUUUCAGCGCAUAUCUCGUCCACCUUUGCGUGAUUAUUGGCAGUCAGUCAACAAGCAGAACUGUAAACAACGUCACGAAUUUUGAAGUCCUUUACUGGUUUUCGGCAUUCUUAAUCCUUAUACUGCCCUACACACUUUUUCUUUAUCUGGCAGUGGAAAUGCCCAGCAUGCAAAUACUCCGCUCGGCGUUUGGAAAAAGUGGUGUGAUUAAGAGAAGCAAGGAGGCAAUUAAUUAGAUUCAAUAAAUUUAUAGUUAAUUGAGGAUUUAAUAAAUAAUUUUUAAGACUAAAAUACCA